GCCCGGGUGGCCUUCGGGACCCCGCUUUGUUCUGGGUGCCGUCUGGCGGCUGCGUCCCUUAGGUGUUCGUGGCCUCGUAACCAAAGCCCUAGACACCGGAGGCAAAAAGACAGCAGGAACUGACCCUCCCACUCCCAGUGACAGAGAGCCGGAGGUGACGUAGUACGUUAACGCAGCAGCGGCGACGGUGGUGGUGGCGGCGGCGGCCCGGCUGCGGAGGGCCCUUGCCGUGGUGUCCCGGCUAUCCCUUUGCAGUGUCUGAUCGGCGACUCCAUUUUCUUCGGUGGGGGCUUAGCGCAGCGGAGAAGCAGCGGCCUUCAAACAGUCUUGAAGGAGGCUGUGAGAAGCAGCAACAAUGUCUGAUUUUGUGGAAAGUGAGGCCGAAGAGUCAGAAGAAGAAUACAAUCACGAAGGCGAGGUGGUACCUAGAGUCACCAAGAAGUUUGUGGAAGAGGAGGAUGAUGGUGAGGAGGAGGAAGAGGAGAAUCUAGAUGAUCAAGACGAGCGAGGCAACCUGAAAGACUUUAUCAAUGAUGAUGAAGAGGAAGGAGAGGAAGAUGAGGGCAGUGACUCUGGGGACUCAGAAGACGAUGUUGGCCACAAUAAGAGAAAACGCCCAUCUUUUGAUGACCGCCUGGAAGAUGAUGAUUUUGACCUCAUUGAGGAGAAUUUGGGUGUUAAAGUCAAACGAGGACAAAAAUACCGACGUGUCAAAAAAAUGUCUGAUGAUGAUGAAGAUGAUGAAGAGGAAUAUGGCAAAGAGGAACACGAGAAGGAGGCCAUUGCCGGCGAAAUCUUCCAAGAUGAAGAAGGGGAAGAAGGCCAGGAGGCUGUAGAGGCCCCCAUGGCCCCUCCAGACGAAGAGGAGGAAGAUGAUGAAGAGUCAGAUAUUGACGAUUUCAUUGUGGAUGAUGAUGGACAGCCUCUGAAAAAACCCAAAUGGCGAAAAAAGCUCCCUGGAUAUACAGAUGCAGCCCUGCAGGAAGCCCAGGAGAUCUUCGGUGUGGACUUUGACUAUGAUGAAUUUGAGAAAUACAAUGAAUACGAUGAAGAACUGGAAGAAGACUAUGAGUACGAGGAUGACGAGACUGAAGGUGAGAUCCGAGUACGCCCCAAGAAGACCACCAAGAAACGUGUGAGUCGCAGGAGCAUCUUUGAGAUGUAUGAGCCUAGUGAGCUGGAGAGCAGCCACCUCACAGACCAGGACAAUGAAAUCCGAGCCACUGACUUGCCUGAGAGGUUCCAGGUAAGAAACCACGACAGCUGUGAUUACCUAGACCGUGGGCAGCCAACUAGUAGCUUCAGUCGAAAAGGGCCCAGCACAGUUCAGAAGAUCAAAGAGGCCCUGGGCUUCAUGCGGAAUCAGCAUUUUGAGGUGCCUUUUAUUGCCUUUUACCGAAAGGAGUACGUGGAACCUGAGUUGCACAUCAAUGACCUGUGGAGGGUGUGGCAGUGGGAUGAGAAGUGGACCCAGCUGAGAAUCCGCAAAGAGAACCUAACACGGCUGUUUGAGAAGAUGCAGGCUUAUCAAUAUGAGCAAAUCUCUGCUGAUCCUGACAAACCUCUUGCUGAUGGCAUCCGGGCUCUGGAUACUACUGACAUGGAGAGGCUCAAAGAUGUUCAGUCAAUGGAUGAACUGAAAGACGUCUACAACCAUUUUUUACUUUACUACGGCCGUGACAUCCCCAAGAUGCAGAAUGCUGCCAAGGCUAGCAGGAAGAAGCUGAAACGCAUAAAGGAGGAUGGCGAUGAAGAAGGUGAAGGUGAGGAGGCUGAAGAUGAGGAACAGAGGGGACCAGAGCUCAAGCAAGCCUCCCGGCGAGACAUGUAUACCAUCUGCCAGAGUGCUGGGCUAGAUGGCCUGGCCAAAAAGUUUGGCCUCACACCUGAGCAGUUUGGGGAGAACCUCCGUGACAGCUACCAACGACACGAGACAGAGCAGUUCCCUGCAGAGCCUUUGGAGCUGGCCAAAGAUUACGUGUGCAGCCAGUUCCCUACACCAGAAGCUGUGCUUGAAGGUGCCCGAUACAUGGUUGCACUACAGAUUGCCAGGGAGCCCCUCGUCAGACAGGUGCUGAGACAGACCUUUCAGGAAAGAGCCAAGCUAAACAUAAGCCCAACCAAGAAAGGUAGAAAGGAUGUGGAUGAGGCCCACUACGCUUACUCUUUUAAGUACUUAAAGAACAAGCCUGUUAAAGAGCUGAGAGACGACCAGUUCCUCAAGAUGGGCCUGGCUGAGGAUGAAGGGCUGCUCAUCAUUGACAUCAGCAUAGAUAUGAAGGGAGUGGAAGGGUAUGGUAAUGACCAGACAUAUUUUGAGGAGAUCAAACAGUUUUACUACCGGGAUGAGUUCAGCCACCAAGUACAGGAAUGGAACCGGCAGCGCACUAUGGCCAUUGAGCGAGCUCUGCAGCAGUUCCUUUACGUGCAAAUGGCCAAAGAGCUUAAGAACAAGCUGCUAGCUGAGGCCAGGGAGAGUGUUGUAAAGGCCUGUAGCCGAAAGCUCUACAACUGGUUGAGAGUGGCGCCCUACCGUCCAGAUCAGCAGGUAGAAGAGGAUGACGACUUUAUGGAUGAGAACCAGGGGAAGGGCAUCCGAGUCCUAGGCAUUGCUUUCUCCUCUGCCAGAGAUCACCCUGUGUUCUGUGCCCUAGUCAAUGGUGAAGGAGAAGUGACUGAUUUCCUCCGUCUGCCCCAUUUUACCAAACGGCGAACUGCAUGGAGAGAAGAGGAGCGGGAAAAGAAGGCUCAAGAUAUUGAAACCCUAAAGAAGUUUCUUGUGAAUAAGAAGCCUCAUGUGGUCACUGUCGCAGGAGAGAACAGGGAUGCCCAGAUGUUGAUUGAGGAUGUGAAGCGGAUAGUGCAUGAGCUGGACCAAGGCCAACAGCUGUCUUCUAUUGGGGUUGAGCUGGUUGACAAUGAGUUGGCCAUUCUGUAUAUGAACAGCAAGAAAUCAGAGGCAGAGUUCCGGGAUUAUCCACCGGUUUUGAGACAAGCCGUCUCCCUAGCCCGGCGUAUCCAAGACCCUCUUAUAGAAUUUGCCCAGGUGUGCAGCUCAGAUGAAGACAUCCUAUGUCUCAAGUUUCACCCCUUACAGGAGCAUGUUGUGAAAGAGGAGCUGCUCAACGCCUUAUACUGUGAAUUCAUCAAUCGGGUCAAUGAAGUCGGGGUCGAUGUCAACCGUGCCAUUGCUCACCCUUACAGCCAGGCCUUGAUCCAAUAUGUCUGUGGCCUGGGACCCCGAAAAGGGACCCACCUGCUGAAGAUUUUGAAACAGAACAACACUCGACUCGAGAGCCGGACUCAGCUGGUCACCAUGUGUCAUAUGGGUCCCAAAGUCUUCAUGAAUUGUGCUGGCUUCCUCAAGAUCGACACUGCUUCUCUGGGGGACAGCACCGACUCAUACAUUGAAGUUCUUGAUGGCUCACGAGUCCACCCUGAAACAUACGAGUGGGCCCGGAAGAUGGCAGUGGAUGCCUUAGAAUACGAUGAGUCUGCCGAAGAUGCCAAUCCUGCGGGAGCCCUUGAGGAAAUCUUGGAAAACCCAGAGCGACUGAAGGAUUUAGACCUUGAUGCCUUUGCAGAAGAACUGGAGAGACAGGGCUAUGGUGACAAGCACAUCACACUCUAUGACAUCCGAGCAGAGCUCAGUUGUAGGUAUAAGGACCUCCGGACAGCCUACCGCUCUCCAAACACAGAGGAGAUCUUCAAUAUGUUAACCAAAGAGACGCCAGAGACCUUCUACAUUGGAAAACUCAUCAUCUGUAAUGUUACGGGCAUUGCUCACAGGCGCCCACAGGGUGAGAGCUAUGACCAGGCCAUCCGAAAUGAUGAGACAGGGCUGUGGCAAUGCCCCUUCUGUCAACAGGACAACUUCCCUGAGCUAAGCGAGGUCUGGAACCAUUUUGACAGUGGAUCAUGCCCUGGCCAGGCCAUUGGCGUGAAAACACGGCUAGACAAUGGCGUCACCGGCUUCAUCCCUACCAAAUUCCUCAGUGACAAGGUGGUGAAGAGGCCAGAGGAGCGAGUGAAGGUGGGGAUGACUGUUCACUGCCGGAUCAUGAAGAUCGAUAUUGAAAAGUUUAGUGCAGACCUGACCUGCCGGACUUCGGACCUCAUGGACAGGAACAAUGAGUGGAAACUGCCCAAGGACACCUACUACGACUUUGAUGCAGAAGCUGCAGACCACAAGCAGGAAGAGGAUAUGAAAAGAAAGCAGCAGCGGACCACAUACAUCAAGCGAGUGAUUGCACACCCAUCCUUCCAUAACAUAAAUUUCAAGCAAGCAGAAAAGAUGAUGGAGACCAUGGACCAAGGGGAUGUUAUCAUUCGGCCCAGCAGUAAGGGUGAAAACCACCUGACAGUGACCUGGAAAGUCAGUGAUGGCAUCUACCAGCACGUGGACGUGAGGGAGGAGGGCAAGGAGAACGCCUUCAGCCUGGGAGCCACUCUGUGGAUCAACAGUGAGGAAUUUGAAGACUUGGAUGAGAUUGUUGCCCGCUAUGUCCAGCCCAUGGCUUCCUUUGCUCGAGACCUUCUCAACCACAAAUAUUACCAGGACUGUAGUGGUGGGGACCGAAAGAAAUUAGAGGAGCUGCUCAUCAAAACUAAGAAGGAGAAGCCCACCUUCAUCCCUUACUUCAUCUGUGCCUGCAAGGAACUGCCCGGCAAGUUCCUCCUGGGAUACCAGCCCCGGGGUAAACCCAGGAUAGAAUAUGUAACAGUGACUCCUGAAGGAUUCCGGUACCGGGGCCAGAUUUUCCCAACUGUGAAUGGACUCUUCAGGUGGUUUAAGGAUCAUUAUCAGGAUCCUGUACCAGGCAUCACUCCCAGUAGCAGCAGCAGGACACGGACCCCCGCUUCUAUCAAUGCCACCCCAGCCAACAUCAAUCUUGCAGAUCUGACACGGGCUGUGAAUGCCCUGCCUCAGAACAUGACUUCACAGAUGUUCAGUGCCAUUGCUGCUGUGACAGGCCAAGGGCAGAACCCCAAUGCUACCCCAGCCCAGUGGGCAUCCAGCCAGUAUGGCUACGGCGGCAGCGGAGGAGGCAGCAGCGCCUACCAUGUGUUCCCAACGCCAGCCCAGCAGCCAGUGGCCACACCACUAAUGACCCCAAGCUACUCCUAUACAACCCCGAGCCAGCCUAUUACCACCCCACAAUACCACCAGCUCCAGGCCAGCACCACCCCACAGUCUACACAGGCCCAGCCCCAGCCUUCUUCCAGCUCCCGUCAACGGCAACAGCAGCCAAAGUCCAACAGCCAUGCAGCUAUCGACUGGGGCAAGAUGGCCGAGCAGUGGCUACAGGAAAAGGAGGCAGAACGACGGAAACAGAAACAGCGCCUGACCCCACGACCCUCUCCCAGCCCCAUGAUCGAGAGCACCCCCAUGUCCAUUGCUGGCGAUGCGACCCCACUCCUGGACGAGAUGGAUCGGUAGGGGGCCUGUUCCUCGGACUCUGGUUACCUCUGAAGCUCCAAAAGGCCUCCCCCCUUAUGGCCUCACUCCCUGCCCCUCUUUUAUUGUCCAUAAAGUGGCGUGAAACGACGUUCUUUUUAGUGGUCAGCCUGGCUGGAUGGCAGGCUGGGUUAUGGCCUUGUGAGGCUGGUGUGCACCGGGCAGCAGUUGUCCCACUCCAGGCUUGUGCUAACCACCUGUUCUGGGGCCAGGCUGGGAGAGGAGUGUGGCAGGGAGGAGAGCAAAGGUGGAGUGGUCUCUAAUGUCCCUGGAAGCCCUCACCUGAGACAGGCCCUCAUAAGGCAUGAAGCUCAAUUGUCUAUGUCCCUAGCCCGUGUGGGGACAUCGAUACUAUUUAUUCAGUUUGGGGCAGGAGGAGGGAGAGGAGGGAAAGUGGCUCUGGUCCUGAUGGCAAGACCCUGGCUGCCAAAGCAGGACUGUGAGGGCCAUGUGGAGCAGUGCUGAGCUGCCAGCCCCUGCCUGCCUGCCUGCCUGCCUUCCCUCAUCACCUCAGCACCUGCUUCUCGCCUGUCAUUUGAAUAAACAGUGUUUGUACAGAG
This is a messenger RNA of Mus pahari (shrew mouse), 6018 nucleotides long. It is a transcript of the gene Supt6h, whose product is annotated as SPT6 homolog, histone chaperone and transcription elongation factor. The coding region runs from base 356 to 5440 and encodes 1694 amino acids. The transcript is spliced from 36 exons. Gene Ontology annotation, molecular function: nucleosome binding; histone binding; DNA binding. NCBI's taxonomy places the organism in Eukaryota, Metazoa, Chordata, Mammalia, Rodentia, Muridae. Gene Ontology annotation, biological process: nucleosome organization; transcription elongation-coupled chromatin remodeling; mRNA transcription by RNA polymerase II. The record is from RefSeq and is a predicted model, not a curated record. Gene Ontology annotation, cellular component: transcription elongation factor complex.